UCUUCAUCCAUCAUGUCUAACAAAAUCGAAAAGAAACCCAUCAACUUCUCCAACAUCUUGUUGGGUGCUGGCUUGAACAUGGCUGAAGUGACCACUUUGGGCCAGCCGUUGGAAGUCACCAAGACUACCAUGGCUGCGAACAGAUCGAUCACUAUGCCACAAGCCAUUAAGUUGGUAUGGUCCAGAGGUGGUCCUCUUGGUUUCUACCAGGGAUUGAUUCCUUGGGCCUGGAUCGAGGCCUCUACUAAGGGUGCUGUUUUGUUGUUUGUUUCUGCCGAAGCCGAAUACCAGUUUAGGAAGUUGGGCGCCAACAACUUUGUCGCUGGUAUGGGAGGAGGUGUCUCAGGUGGUUUAGCUCAGGCUUACUUGACUAUGGGAUUCUGUACUUGUAUGAAGACCGUCGAGAUCACGAGAUCCAAACAGGUUGCUACUGCUGGAGUUCCUCAGCAGACGUCGUUCCAAGUUUUUAAGGAGAUCUACAAGAAGGAAGGUAUCAGAGGUAUAAAUAAGGGUGUCAAUGCUGUAGCUAUCAGACAGAUGACCAAUUGGGGUUCCAGAUUUGGAUUUUCCAGAUUGGCCGAAGAAACUAUCAGAAAGAUCAACAAAAAGGGUGAAGACCAGAAGUUGACUGCCAUAGAAAAGAUCCUUGCAUCUGUUAUUGGUGGUGGUUUGUCUGCCUGGAAUCAGCCUAUUGAAGUGAUCAGAGUCGAGAUGCAAUCCAAGACAAAAGAUCCAAACAGACCCAAGAACUUGGGUGUGCUCAGUACGGCUCAGUAUAUCUACCUGAACAACGGGAUCAAGGGUUUGUACCGUGGUGUCACCCCCAGAAUUGGGUUGGGUGUCUGGCAAACAGUGUUUAUGGUCGCCUUUGGAGAUAUCUUCAAGAGAAUGUUGAAUGCCGACGGUGCUGGUCAUUAGCCUACAUAGAUACUUUAUACUAAAACUCAACUUUUCGAUUGACGUUUCUAAAUAAUACAGAGCUAGAACU
This is a messenger RNA of Scheffersomyces stipitis CBS 6054, 988 nucleotides long. RefSeq names its product Yhm2p (gene YHM2). The transcript has a single exon. The record is from RefSeq and is a predicted model, not a curated record. Bases 13 to 918 code for a protein of 301 amino acids. NCBI's taxonomy places the organism in Eukaryota, Fungi, Ascomycota, Pichiomycetes, Serinales, Debaryomycetaceae. Gene Ontology annotation, cellular component: mitochondrion. Gene Ontology annotation, biological process: mitochondrial citrate transmembrane transport; alpha-ketoglutarate transport. Gene Ontology annotation, molecular function: tricarboxylate secondary active transmembrane transporter activity.